AUGCGUCAAUCGACUAAUUCAUUUCAAGAACAAAACGAAAAAGCAAUGUCAGCUGAUUCGAUGUUUCUCAUUGCAUUAUUGUCAUACACAUUGAUAAAUCACUCAGUUUCAUGCAAGUAUUAUGAACGAUCGCACAAUGGCACGAAUGUAGGCGUCAACUACUCUGGUAAGGACACUGCUAUUGGACAUGGUGCCUGUAUUGAUGACUUCAAGAAAUCCGGAUUGAGAAGGAUUUCCUCCAUUCAAAAGUGUGUUUAUAAGAAAAAUGAAACGGUUUAAUAUACCAAUAAAUCGAACAAUGGGACGAAAUCUUGUCGAUGCUAAUCAAUGAAUAUAAUACGCUUAUAAAUAUUGUGUGCUCUUAACUAAAUAUAUGCAUAUGAACUCAUGAAAUCAGUAUUCUGAGAGGUUCCAAACAAUGAUUAGUAGUUGGCAAACAUCGGCUCGUCACGUCGUCGGAUAUAAUGUAGUUAAUCUGUUUGAACGUUGUUUGGUCGACCAUCAUUCACAUUGUUUGUGACCUACUGAAGUGCAAAACUCGACUACUUAACACGCUGUACUAUGUUCGCCGUUAACAGUAAGGCAUUGAUUAU
Messenger RNA from Schistosoma margrebowiei, 593 nucleotides. NCBI's taxonomy places the organism in Eukaryota, Metazoa, Platyhelminthes, Trematoda, Strigeidida, Schistosomatidae. The record is from the annotation of a GenBank genome assembly.